AUGAAAAUCGCUCGUUGGCUCUUGAGAAAAGGCACCGAACACACCGGUCUGGUAUUAGGGAACGAUGCAUCUGGAAAGACAACGUUCCUAUACAAACUAUUACUGGGAGAGAUUGUCCAGACUAUCCCGACUAUAGGUUUCAAUGUCGAGACAUUGGAAUGUGUAGAUGGAGACAAAAUCACACUCUGGGAUAUUGGAGGAUGCGACAUGAUUCGACCUCUUACUCGACAUUACAUGCUCAAAGAUCGCUUUGUCAUUUUUAUCCAAAGCUGCGAAGACUUGCAUCCUGAUCGAAUUGAGUUUUCCAUGGAGUAUCUACGCAUGGCGAUGGAGAUGAUGGAGAGCUUUGAAGCCAAGAACUUGUUUAUUCUGUUCAACAAGCAGGAUCUUCUCUCGCCUGAGGAUGCAGCAAAUGCCGUCAGAGACCUCAAGUCUCAGAUCGAGAAAGAGAUAAAACCUUACAAGAACAAGCUCGAUAUUAGGAUACUGAACUAUCCCGGUCUGAGCGCGUUGAACGGCACACAUUUACACGCCGCCAUGGAAGAGAUCAGAAUGGCUCUGAAACCUGCAAAACCAACCCCGAACGUCAAAGCUGAGAUUGAACAAAAGGUCAAAGGUCCUAGCGAGGAUGAACUCAUCAAUCGAAUCAGGCAAGAAAACGCUACAAGCGUCGACGCGCAAACGUUUUGGAAGCGGUUCCUGGACGGUAGUCUUGAGUCGUGGGAUCACUACACCCAUCUCCGAGCAGGCUUCUUUGUUCUUCGCGAUUGCUUCGCUAGAGGAGUAGGUCUUUUGGAAUGCGCUGAUGAGUUUAUGACGCAUUUGAAUCGAUUGAGGGAGGGUAAUCCUGAGAGGUUUCGCAAUACUGCACAUAGGACAAUGACUAUUUUCUGGCUGCACCAGAUUCAGGUCGCUGCUAUUGAGUAUCAAGCAAACAACUCACCAGGCAAAUUCCCCGAGCAGGAAGAAUACGCCGACAUACUCUUUUCAGCACCUCAUCUUAUGAACUCUGGUUUGUGGAGGGUGUACUACACCAAAGACUCUCUCUUUACACCCGAAGCUAAGCAGGAUUGGCAUCUCCCUGAUAUCCAACCUCUACCUACGAUCAGUCAAGCCACUUCUCGACCGCCUCAGAAAACAUCCGGUAACGAUGCCGAUCGACUCCCCCGAUUUGCCUUUUCCGUCGUCCAAAAGACACUAUCAUCUCAACUCCGACGCGGGGGAAUCGUCAAGCAAGCCCUUGAAGCUCUACAGUCCUCUACCAUGCGUCUCCGCGCUACGGACUCUUCGAUCCCUCCAUACUCCGAGACACAGGCGUAUUUCUGGAUUCAGAUCAUCCACGCCUAUCUUGGGUCUUUACAAGCUCAAACCAGUGGAAGUCUAACCUUUGAAGCCUUCAAAUCUCUAUUUGAAGUAACAGGCGAUGAGUGGCGUCAGUACUAUUCACAGUCUGCAUGGGAGAGUAUCUCAGCGCGAAUGAGUUUCGUGAAUCCUGAUAAGAAAACUUUACCGAAUAUCUUUGGUGUGCCUUCGCAGGCUCGGAUGGAUAUGGCUCGUACACAAAUGGUCAACGCGAUAAGUCAUCGCUUCGCAGAACCAUUGGACAUGCCACCUCGUGAAGACCUAGACUUUUUAGCAGCUGUGCUGAUCGACGAAGCAAAGCUCAUGCCAGAGUCUGAACUCAACGUUGCUAGUCACGCGAGUCUGUUGCGCUUUCUCUUCAAUCGCCUUUCUGGGAAGAGUGGGGGAAGUCCUACUUCGCGUGCAUCGUCUACGGCGUUGGAGGUUGCGCAGAGGGUUGGUUUGACGCAGAGUAUGUUUUGGGUGCAAAGGGUGCAGAUUGAGGUGGCGAGAAAUAAGGAUGUUGGAGGGUUUGAGGAGUUUGUGAGAGGGAAUUCGUACUUGACUUUUGAGGAUCUGCCGUUUGUGUAUUACUCGCCUCAGUUGUGGGAGAGUGCUGAGGCGAGGGGGGAUUAUGUGCCGCCUGAUAGACGGGCAGUUUCUAGCAUUGUCGCAGGGAAGAUGUGA
This is a messenger RNA of Fusarium pseudograminearum CS3096, 2028 nucleotides long. RefSeq lists its product as uncharacterized. Gene Ontology annotation, cellular component: cytoplasm. Gene Ontology annotation, molecular function: GTPase activity; GTP binding. Gene Ontology annotation, biological process: intracellular protein transport; vesicle-mediated transport. The transcript has 4 exons. Bases 1 to 2028 code for a protein of 675 amino acids. The record is from RefSeq and is a predicted model, not a curated record. NCBI's taxonomy places the organism in Eukaryota, Fungi, Ascomycota, Sordariomycetes, Hypocreales, Nectriaceae.